Messenger RNA from Boeremia exigua, 1779 nucleotides. Its product is annotated as Gcd10p family-domain-containing protein. The record is from RefSeq and is a predicted model, not a curated record. Gene Ontology annotation, biological process: tRNA methylation. NCBI's taxonomy places the organism in Eukaryota, Fungi, Ascomycota, Dothideomycetes, Pleosporales, Didymellaceae. Gene Ontology annotation, cellular component: nucleus; tRNA (m1A) methyltransferase complex. The transcript has 2 exons. Bases 1 to 1779 code for a protein of 592 amino acids.
AUGCACUCCCACAUACGGCCCAAUACGCACGUCGCGUUGCGCCUGCCGUCAGGCAUUUUGAAGGUCGUGGAGCUCAAACCCAACACUAAUAUUUUCCUGGGAAAGUUCGGAACCUUCAAUUCAAACCUCCUACUCGGCCGCCCGUACUACCUCACCUACGAAGUACUCGACAAAGAUGACGGCAAAGCAAAGACCGAAUUGCGCGUUGUGCCAGCUGCCGAGCUUCACGCCGAAGCGGUAGGAGACGGACACGCGCCCCCGCCUGCCGCCGAAGAAGCAGACGAGAGUGCUGAGGGCGGCGCUGGGUUCGACAUUGUAGGCGCCGACGGCGAGGUCAUAAUGCGUAACAAUCGCCUGACCGUGGAUGACGCAACACGACAGACUCUCACUAUGGAGGAGAUUGAGGAGCUGAAGAAGGCCGGCACCGGGUCAGGGAAAGAGAUUAUCGCGAAAAUCAUGGCAUCGCACCAGGCCAUCAGUGAAAAGACAGCCUUUUCGCUGGCCAAGUACACACUGCGAAAAUCGCGAAAAUUCUUAAGGCGAUUCACAGCGCUCCCCGUGGAUGUUAGGAACCUGACCGAGCACAUUUUGGAGAAGGAGGCGUACAGAAUCAUGGAGUUGAGAGAGGAAAUGCUGGGUCUGAUCUGCAGUUGGUCCAACGUCCACUGCGGCGCAACCAGCCGUCUCCUGACCGCCGAAGACGGCAUCAGCCAAAUAGGCGGAGGGCGCUGGCUCGUAGUUGACGACACUGGCGGCCUCGUCACCGCUGCACUCGCCGAAAAGAUGGGCAUUCUCUACCCGACAGAGGAAACAGACGACACCACAUCCGAGGAAGAGGAGACCGCACAAGAACCCCCACAAACUGACGCGCAGCCCGACACCACGAUGCCCGACGCAGACCAAGCCACAGCCGACGCCGCAACUCGUCCCCGCAAAGUCCCUCGACCGCAUAUUCCCCAAAUGUCCGCCUACACAAAUACUCUCACCGUCCUACAUCCAAACAACCAACCCAACCUCGCCUGUCUCAAGUACUUCGGCUACGACGUCGGCCAGCCCUCGCCCUCGCACCCUCUGUACAAGCACCUGAAAUCGCUCUCCUGGCUCUCGCUCCUCGCACCUCAAGACGACCCGUCUUACAUCGAGCCCGAGCUGCUCUCCGCUGCCGAGCUCGAAGCACUGAAGAGCAGCAAGCGUGGCAACUACUACAAGAAGCGACGGCGGUGGGAGCGCACGGCGCGCGUUGUCAACGAGACACAACGCGGCGGCUUCGACGGUGUCGUGGUCGCCACCUCGAUGGACGUCCGGGGCGUCCUGCGCGAGCUGGUGCCGCUGGUGCGCGGCGGCGGCAAGGUCGUCGUGUACCACCAGAACGCCGAGCCGCUUGUGGAGCUCGUGGACUGCUACAGCAAGGACCGACGUGCGGCGUUUAUCGCGCGCGAAUUUGGGACUGGAGCGCAGCAGAACGGGAAAAGGGCGGCGGAGGGUGGAGAUGAUGCUGUCGAGGGGGAGGAUGAGGCGGAUUUCCCUGUAAAUCCGACGUUGCUGCUUGCGCCGAGCCUGCAGACGGCGAGGGCGAGGCAAUGGCAGGUCCUACCUGAGCGGACGCAUCCUAUGAUGACGAGCAAGGGUGGUGCGGAGGGUUAUUUGUUUACGGCCACGAGGGUUAUACCAGUUGAGGGGAGGGUGGAGGCGAGAGGGCAUGGGACGAGGAAGAAGAGGAAGACCGCGGUAGAAACGCCUGCGGAAACCAGCGCCGCAGACACGCCGGUGGAGGUAUGA